This is a messenger RNA of Antrostomus carolinensis (chuck-will's-widow), 340 nucleotides long. RefSeq names its product glutamate receptor ionotropic, kainate 5-like. The annotation marks the transcript as partial. Lineage: Eukaryota; Metazoa; Chordata; Aves; Caprimulgiformes; Caprimulgidae. Gene Ontology annotation, cellular component: membrane. The record is from RefSeq and is a predicted model, not a curated record. The transcript has 2 exons. Gene Ontology annotation, molecular function: ligand-gated monoatomic ion channel activity.
GUUGAGUCCUUACGAGUGGUACAACCCCCACCCAUGCUUGAGGGAACGUCAGAACCUUCUGGAGAACCAGUACACGUUGGGCAACAGCCUCUGGUUCCCGGUUGGUGGCUUCAUGCAACAAGGUUCUGAGGUGAUGCCACGUGCCCUCUCCACCCGCUGCGUCAGCGGAGUCUGGUGGGCUUUCACCCUCAUCAUCAUCUCCUCCUACACGGCCAACUUGGCGGCCUUCUUGACGGUGCAGAGGAUGGAGGUCCCCAUCGAGUCAGCAGAUGACUUGGCUGAUCAGACCAACAUUGAAUAUGGGACCAUCCAUGCUGGGUCCACCAUGACCUUCUUCCAG